This is a messenger RNA of Silurus meridionalis, 1759 nucleotides long. It is a transcript of the gene slc35f6, whose product is annotated as solute carrier family 35 member F6. The record is from RefSeq and is a predicted model, not a curated record. Gene Ontology annotation, biological process: transmembrane transport. Gene Ontology annotation, cellular component: membrane; intracellular membrane-bounded organelle. Gene Ontology annotation, molecular function: transmembrane transporter activity. Lineage: Eukaryota; Metazoa; Chordata; Actinopteri; Siluriformes; Siluridae.
UGACCGCUCACAGCACUAUUAGUUUGGGAGGAGUGAGUGCAGGAGGUAAAAAGCGAGGUGGUGAAAAGGCAGUGUGUGAGUCGGCGGAUCAGAUCAUCAGGGGCUUCAUCAUGGCCUGGACCAAGUACCAACUCUUCCUGGCUGGUUUGAUGCUCACCACGGGCUCCAUCAACACCCUGUCCGCCAAAUGGGCGGACAUGUUUUCUGCUCCUGGUUGCUCCAAUGCCCCUGAACACGGCUUCUCUCAUCCCUUCUUGCAGGCCGUGUUCAUGUUUUUGGGUGAGCUGAGCUGCCUCGCCGUUUUCCACAUCCUUCUAUGCCAUGACCGGAGAAGACCGACUCCCACAGUAGAGCCGGGGGAGAGCUUCAACCCUUUCCUCUUCCUCCCACCUGCUAUCUGUGACAUGGCAGGAACCUCCAUCAUGUAUGUGGCCCUGAACAUGACCAGUGCGUCCAGUUUCCAGAUGUUACGAGGUGCGGUGAUCAUUUUCACCGGUCUGCUGUCGGUGGCGUUUCUGGGUCGCCGGCUGGUUGCCAGUCAGUGGAUCGGGAUCCUGAUCACCAUCCUGGGCCUAGUGGUGGUCGGACUCGCCGAUUUCGUAAGCGGCAACACUGAUGGCGGACACAAGCUCAGCGAAGUCAUUACAGGUGACCUUCUGAUCAUCAUGGCUCAGAUCAUUGUGUCUGUCCAGAUGGUCCUGGAAGAGAAGUUUAUUUACAAGCACAACGUUCAUCCUCUGAAGGCAGUGGGGACUGAAGGCUUUUUUGGUUUCGUGAUCCUGACCAUCCUCCUCAUCCCGAUGUUCUACAUCCCAGCCGGGAACUUGGGCAGCAACCCGCGGCAGGUUCUGGAGGACGCGCUGGACGCCUUCUGCCAGAUCGGCCACAAGCCGCUCAUCGUCCUGGCGCUGCUGGGAAACACCGUGAGCAUCGCGUUCUUCAACUUCGCCGGCAUCAGCGUGACCAAAGAGAUCAGCGCUACCACGCGCAUGGUUCUGGACAGCCUGCGCACCCUGGUCAUCUGGGUGGUGAGUCUGGCGCUGGGCUGGGAGUCGUUCCAAGGCCUGCAGAUCCUCGGCUUCAUCCUGCUUCUGGGAACGGGACUUUACAACGGACUCCACAAACCCGUGAUGGCCAGGCUGCCCUGCUGGUCUGCAGAGCGGGAGACGGGAACAGGGGACGCAGACGAGAGGGAGAGACUGCUCGGCGAGAGCUAACGAUGAACAGACAAACAAAAUUGGGUGUAGCAGACACUCGGCUUUCUCAUCCUGCUGUUGACUGACUCCAUACUUGUGGACUUCCAGGGAUUUUACUUGAGCAGUACAACUGACCAUAGAGGAAGCUGGAGACUGAUAUUAAAUAUUGGGACACUAAUCAAUUUUGGUUUUUAUUUCUCAUAAUGUCAUAUUGGGUUAAAAAAGGGAAGGUGAACAAUUUUGGUUAUUUUCAAUUAACAUUAGAAUUUAUUUUUUAAUUUUAGAAUCCCAAAUGUAUAAUUUUUUUAAUAUUUUUGGCCAAUGAUGUGCCACGUUUCGAAAAUGAGGGCGUUUCAAUUUUUACUUUACCUCUUUAACGUUCUGUGUGUUCUAUACGUGUUAUUGUAUAACAGACAUCGUCAGUGUAUCGUUCACUAUAACACAGUAUUGACUGUAUUAGAUGGAAAACUGGUUUAAAAAAAAAAAAGAAUUAGAGUUCUGGACAUUUCUUGAAAAAAGGAUUGUGUUAAUCCCUGUUUUAAUUAAAUCACCUUCGAAAUUUU